Molecule: messenger RNA, 1958 nt
Organism: Heterocephalus glaber (naked mole-rat)
Lineage: Eukaryota; Metazoa; Chordata; Mammalia; Rodentia; Bathyergidae
Gene: Tcta
Product: T cell leukemia translocation altered
Biological process (GO): osteoclast fusion
Source: RefSeq, a predicted model, not a curated record
CUUUAAUUAAGUAGGGUGGAGUUAGGUGCGCGUGCGUACUGCCAAUACUCCGCCCCAAACUGCCAACGUUUAGGGAGAACGGGGUAGACCCUCCUUGUUUGGUAUUACGCGUGCGCACUGGUGGACCAGCCCCAGGAAGACCAUACGCCUGCGCAGUGGAGACUAGGGUGACUGUCUUUGAUGAGGCGCGGACCAAUCAUGGCGGAACCUUGGUUUGGGCAGUACUUGCAGGCUUUGCCCGCAACUGUGGUGGCCGCACUGGGAGCCCUGGGCAGCGAGUUCUUGCGGGAGUGGGAGGCGCAGGACAUGCGCGUGACCCUCUUCAAGCUGCUACUGCUGUGGUUGGUGUUAAGUUUCCUGGGCAUCCAGCUGGCGUGGGGGUUCUACGGGAACACGGUGACCGGGUUGUAUCACCGCCCAGGUCUGGGUGGCCAGAAUGGAUCCACGCCUGAUGGCUCCACACAUUUCCCUUCGUGGGAAAUGGCAGCAAAUGAACUUCUCAAAACCCACAGAGAAUAAGGGAAUGCAGCAGCAGAAAGGUCUCCAGAGGCAUCACUGGGAGAGCUGGAUCCUACACUUUUUUUUUUUUUUUGAGACAAGGUCUCACUGUGUAGUUCAGGCUUGCCUUGAACUCACUGUGUAGCCCAGGCUGGCCUCAAACUCAACAAUCCUCCUGCCUCAGCCUCCCAAGUGGUGGGAUUACAGGUGUGUGCCAGCAUGCUCCUACAGUGUCUUGCUGCUGCUCAGACCCCAAGAAUGACUGCAAGGUGCCCAAAAUUGGGUCAGGGAAUACCCCAGUGCUUACAGGCCUGGGCCUCCAUAGCCUUCAGCCUUGGCUCCGAUAGCCCCAGGUACUGGGCGAUUGAAGAGUUUGCCUCUACCCUAAUCUAGGACUCUUAAGGAGAGAAAACAUAUUUCUUCUCUCUCAGGAGUCAAAGCGCAGGAGAAGCCUUGUGUCGAGGAGGCCCACAGUCCCUUUUCUGUCUUGACUUUUUCCUGUUCUCCCUUCUUAUCCUCCUGGGAUAUGACCACAUACACAUUUGUCUCUCUGAGAGGAAGCCUGAGGUUGAUCAGUUCUGGGAUUUGUAAGGAAAGUCUGUUCUUGCCUAAACCCUGAAUUUCUUUGGUUUUACUUGGUUGUCAGGGAGCCAAGUAAUCUGGCCUGGACUAGGCUUACUCCAUGUUUAUUUAGCCAGCUACUGAAGUAUAAGACAAGUUGUCCUUGCUAGCAUCAUCCAGAUGGAGGCACCAAACAUCCACCUUCCAGACCCAAACAGAGCUCCCCGUAUGAGCCAGGCAAAGGAGAUUAUCAUUUCCCAACUGUCUCAUAUUUCUCUGUCCUCAGGGAAAAGCAAGGUGUCUGAAAGAGACAGAGCCCACUAGCUGAGUCCCUGGGACUCCCACCCCUACUGUUUAAGUGCCCUUGGGGCCUUGGGUCUGUACCCUGCCCCCUCCUAGGGAGGUACGAAGCAGUUAGUGCAAAGUGGCUCCAUCAUGCACCGUAGUCUUACCAUUUCCCAUCUUGUUUUGGAACAGAGUCCUUAUCUUGAGAGCCCACUAGCACUGUCUCAGCCCCUAAGAGCCCUCAACAUGCAAGAGCUACAGGCCAGGCAGCCCUCGACCCUUUGUAAUGGGCAGAAGAUAUUUCAAAGGAGUGGGUGGCAAAUGUCUCCACAGAAACACUGCUUCCUGAAAGCAUUGUGGCCCUAGAUGUACCUCCUCUCUAAUGGCUGUCCUGCUGCCUACCUCUGCUGGGCCAUCUGCUACCUAAGUGUCCAACUGCCUGCUUCUUCGUUAGAUGUCACAUAUCCCCAUCUGGCACCCUUUGCCUUGGCAGAUUGCAGCAGAGGUACACUGGAAGUCCCCAGGCCCACCCACUGACACCACCACAUAGAAUCAAGGGCUCACAUUUUACCCAGGCACAACUGAAAGUAUGGCUUAUUAAACACAGAAGUGCA